AUGAACCACUUUUUCGUCUCUCGUAAAAAACCUCAGACGGUGGUGGUUGCCGCCCCUUCCUCUUCUGUGUCAGCCCCUGCCACGUCGUCUUCCUCGUCGAUGUCUUCGUCCGCCUCGAGCUCGUGCUUCGUGUUUGAGUCGAGGCAAGAAGACCCCAUCCUCAUCGAUGACAAAAACGAUGUGGAUAGCUGCAAGUUUGAGGUCAAAUUGGGGAAUGAGAGGCAUAUUCCAGUGACCAAGUCAACAGCAGACGUACGCGCGAGUCCAGCGGUCGGAAACGACUACGAGGACAUGAAGGUGACGUCGUCAAUGACGAGCAAUCGACUCCCGAUAACGGGCGCAAUUGAAGCCAAGAUUAAAACACUGGCAUUUUAUUUAAAGUCGGUUUCAGCCGGCAUUCAACGUCGCAGCGUGACCUUUGACCGUGCGCAGGCGUACUACCGACGGUCAGUGCCAACCCCGGCGGCUAUUUGCACCAAAUUAAAUGUCAUUGUUACUAGGCAUAGCAGUGGAGAGCACCGGACAACGGUCUCUUGGGACGACAUUGAUGAGGAGAGCUUUAGUGAUCUAAAUGAGGCGACCCCCACGUCAAGAAAACGAGGUCGACCAAGCGAGAUUUUCGGUGAAGACCAAAUUCGCCAAAUGUGUACUCGCUGUGAGGUUCCGGACCAGUACAUUGACAAGGUUGUACCGAUUAUCAAGUCAUCAUUUGGCACGCCACGGCUAGAUGUGAUUAGUUUGGAGGAGUUUAUGCCAGGCAACGUCGUCGUGUUUAUAGGCAUGCUGAUUUUCGAAAGCAUUGAUUGCAACGAGGAGUUCGUAGACUUCAGCGUCCUACCGAGCUUCCUGAGGCAUAUUCAGGAGCGCUACGACGGCAACAUGCCGUUCCACAAUGCCACCCAUGCCGCAGACGUGAUACAUACACUUUUCAUGAUGCUAUGGAAUACGAAAUUGGGUGAGAAGAUCUCUCAGCACAACCAGGUUGGGGCACUUCUAGCAGCAGUAAUGCACGACGUAGAGCACGUUGGCUUGACCAACGACUUUUUGAUCAAGACCGGCCACCCUAUUGCGCAGAAGUACCCUACUAUGGCUCCGAUGGAGUCCAAGCACAUGGAUCUUGCAGUACAGGCAGUCAUUGACCCACGGUUCGGCAUCUUGUCCAAAUUGACACCCGUUUAUCAAAACGAGGUCCUCGAUGUCAUUCGUGAAACCAUUUCCGCGACAGCUCUUAUUUAUCAACCCGAGCUGCUCGCUAGAAUUAACAACACGACGGCCGACGAGUGGAAGAUGCUCGAGGAGGAAGACACGGUACUACCGCAAUAUUUGCAGGUACGCGCACUGUGUAUCGCCAUGCACGUGAGCGACAUCAGCCAAACAAUGAAGCCGUUUGCGAACCACAAGAAGUGGGUGUUCCGCCUCAACGACGAGCACUACAAGCAGGGCGAGUUGGACGCGCGUGAGAAGUUGCGUGUGAGUCCAUGGUUCUGCUUUCGUGACUCGUGGACGUACGGGAAGUUUUUAGGUAGUCAAGUAUGCUUUUUGAAAACGAUGGCGCUCCCGGCAGUCGUGGCGCUCAAUGGCAUUCCCUGGCUGGAUGUGAACGAACUCGUAAACGGCAUUGAGAACAACAUUGCUGAGUGGGAGCGACAGGAAGUUGCCGCUGCCCACUGA
Messenger RNA from Peronospora farinosa, 1671 nucleotides. NCBI's taxonomy places the organism in Eukaryota, Oomycota, Peronosporomycetes, Peronosporales, Peronosporaceae. The record is from the annotation of a GenBank genome assembly.